AUGCACACACCCAUCAAUCCAACCCAGCGUCGGCAAUCUUCUUCGUGGCCCUUGCCUUUGUCGCUUCUUGAUCUGCCACCACCACCACCACUUUCCGAGUAUACAACCAUGUCGACGUCUCCUGCCUCGGGCGAGGCGCACUUUGUCAUCGGCGGCUCGGGCUUCCUCGGCUCUCGCAUUGCGCUUGCGCUGCGCCAGCGCGGCGAGAAGCACGUCGCCGUGUUUGACCUGCAUGCGGCUCGCCAGCCCAUCGAGAAGGUCGACUACUACACUGGCGACAUCACAUCCGAGUCGUCGCUUCGUCAGGCGCUCAUCCAGCUCCGUGACAAGGCCGGCAUCGAGGCAGGCGCCAAGAGGGGAAUCGUCAUUUACCACACUGCCAGUCCCGUUGCUGGUCUCGGCCCCGAGAUCUACCACAAGGUCAACGUGGUCGGCACGCAGACCGUCAUUGCCGUGGCUCAAAAGUCCGAGCUCGCCGUCACCAAGCUCGUCUUCACCUCGAGCGCCGGCGUGGUGUACGACGGCCGCAGCCUCAUCAACGUCGACGAACGUCUUGCAUACCCCAAGAAGCCUCUCGACGCCUACAACGACACCAAGGCCAAGGCGGAGGCGCUCGUUCUCCAGGCCAACUCGAUGCAGCCGGGCAAGCUCAAGACGGUGGCACUGCGUCCCGCUGGCAUCUUUGGCAUCGGCGACAGGCAGGCGCUGCCAGGCUUCUUCAACGUGCUGCGCACGGGCAAGACCAAGUUCCAGAUUGGCGACAACGAGAACCUGUUUGACUGGACGUACGUCGACAACGUGGUGCAUGCGCAUCUGCUUGCUGCCGACAAGCUCGAAGGAGCCGGCUACCCGGCGCACAAGCUCGGCGACAUCAUGAUCUCGACGCGGGUCGUUGCCGACGACGAGGUCAAGCGCGAGCGCGACGUGCCCACCAGCGAGGCACGCGACGACACCCCGGCGGGCUCCACCGACUACGCACGCAAGCUGCCCAGCACGCUGAGCCCCGAGACGCUCGAGCACGAGCUCAACGUGCGUCCCGUGAUCCGCAACCGCUACGACCAGUUCUUCCACAUGAUGAACCCCGAGGUGCCGAGCGCCGGCAAUCCGCUGGGCGAAGAGUUCCGCAUGGUGGAGGAGUCGGUGCCCGUGGCGGGCGAGGCCUUUUUCAUCACCAACGGCCAGCCCAUGCCGUUCUGGGACUUCCCGCGCGCGCUGUGGGCGGGCCUGGGCCAUGUAGUGACGGAGAAGGAUGUGUGGAAGAUCUCCAAAGACUGGGGCCUCACCUUGGCGGGGUGGGCCGAGACGUUUUCGUGGCUCACCGGACGCGAGUCGCAGUUUACACGGUACAAGGUGACCUACUCGGCGAGUGCGCGAUACUACAACAUUGAAAAGGCGCGUCGAGCGCUGGGCUACCAGCCCAUCGUCAGCGUCGAGGAGGGCAUCCGACGCAGCGUAGAGUGGUGGAAGAGCGAGCACCCGGAAGACGUUGUCUCGCCCAAGGCUUGA
Molecule: messenger RNA, 1506 nt
Organism: Moesziomyces aphidis
Lineage: Eukaryota; Fungi; Basidiomycota; Ustilaginomycetes; Ustilaginales; Ustilaginaceae
Source: the annotation of a GenBank genome assembly